AUGCGUCCAUUCCUGCCCCAGAGCUUGCGCGCAUUGCGUACUCUUUCAUCCAAAACCACAUCCGCCACCUCUACUCGUUUUCUCUCAACACAGCUCACACGGCCCCAAUUUCUCACCCGAUCCUCGACUCUUGGUCAGGCACGCUUUGUUAUCCCAUCAGUCAUCCGUCACAACUCUACAGCCAACCCUCUUACCGCCGAUGCCACCCAACCCGAAACUGACGCUGAGCGUGAGCGCAAAAACGAAGAGCGUCGCAGCAAUGAGGAAGCCUAUCGCAUCACAUUUACCUGCAAGCCAUGUGGCGAGAGGUCCGCACAUCGCAUGUCGAAACAAGGCUACCACCGGGGCACAGUGCUGAUCCAGUGUCCAACUUGCAAGAAUCGGCAUGUGAUGAGUGAUCAUUUGGGCAUAUUCUACGAUGAGAAAACAACAUUGGAAAGCAUAUUGCAGGAGAAGGGGGAGUCCAUCAAGCAUGGGAAGAUGGAUGGAAAUCUGGAAUUCUGGGAUGAUGGUACCACGCUGAAGUCCAAUGGCAACAAGGAUGAAAGUAAGAAGGGCGACGAUGCCGCGGCUUAA
Penicillium longicatenatum is the source of this 576-nucleotide messenger RNA. Its product is annotated as DNL-type zinc finger protein. Gene Ontology annotation, molecular function: protein-folding chaperone binding; zinc ion binding. The transcript has a single exon. The record is from RefSeq and is a predicted model, not a curated record. Gene Ontology annotation, biological process: protein stabilization; protein folding; protein import into mitochondrial matrix. Gene Ontology annotation, cellular component: mitochondrion. The coding region runs from base 1 to 576 and encodes 191 amino acids. NCBI's taxonomy places the organism in Eukaryota, Fungi, Ascomycota, Eurotiomycetes, Eurotiales, Aspergillaceae.